AUGGGCGACGCUUCGAGUGACUCUGCUAAUGGCGCAAAACGGUCAAGGGGCGCCUAUGAGGACGGCGAGGCACCUGGAACGAUCAAGUCAGAAUCCUCUUCCGAUGAUGACUUUGGGCCUACUUUGCCCUCGGAUGCCCCGAAGAAGAAGAAAAGAAAGCUCCCGCAUGAAAAGCUCUAUAUAUCCGCUUUACCGGCCUCGCCUCGCUAUUCCAAAUCCUUGAUGCACCGGGAUCAGCUAUCAUUCGUUACAGUGACCCCCUUCACGGACUUCGUGAUCACAAGUUCGGUAGACGGAGUCGUCAAAUUCUGGAAGAAGGCAGUCGCAAACAUCGAAUCUGUCAAAGAGUUCAAGGCACAUGUUGGAGAGAUCAAAAGCGUCAGCGCAAGCCAGGAUGGGCGCAGCUUCGCCACAGCUGGUGUGGACAAGACAAUUAAGAUUUUCGAUGUGGUGACUUUUGAUCUCUUAUCAAUAGUAUCACUCGAGCGACCUCCGAGGUCUGUGUGUUGGGUCCACAGGCGUGGUGCAUCGCUACCGUUGCUUGCCGUCUCCUUCGACGAGAGCAAUGAUAUUGAGAUCUAUGAUGCCGGGGGAGAGAUUCAAAAGCCUGUCCACACGAUCAGCAAGCUUCAUAGAAGUCCCGUGAGAGUCAUAGCGUAUAAUACCGAGUAUGACUGCGCUCUUUCUGCAGACGAUAAUGGGAUGAUUGAAUACUGGAGACCACAUGGGAUGUACGAAAAGCCAGACAAUGUCUAUAAACUGAAAAGCUCGACAGAUCUAUUUGCGUUCAAGAAAGCGAAAAGUCUGCCCGCAUCAAUUACAAUAUCGCCGUCAGGACAGAAAUUUGCAACUUUCUCAUUUCCAGAUCGCAAAGUCCGGGUGUUCGACUUCGCGUCCGGGAAACUUCACAGAACAUACGACGAGUCACUCACAACUAUAGCAGACAUGCAGCAAGCCGGAACUUCACUACGCACAUUCGAGAACGUUGAAUUUGGUCGCCGUCUAGCAAUAGAACGCGAAAUCGAAAACCCCAACAUCCAACCCAAGAUCAACGUCCAUUUCGACGAGUCCUCAAAUUUUAUCCUCUACGGUUCUUUACAUGGCGUAAAAGUCAUAAACCUGCUCACCAACCACGUCAUCAAGGUCUACGGCGACACCGAACCCUUCCGCUCUCUCAACCUAUCACUAUAUCAAGGCGCUCCCCAAAGAAAGCAAUUCACCACGGUCGAAAUGGCCGCCUCUUCCAACCCUCUCCUCCAAGAAGCCGAAUCCCGUGACCCAAUGGUCAUUUGCACAGCAGUCGGCAAACCCCGCUUCUACAUUUUCACCAACGAAACCGAUAUCAGCAAAUCCACGCGCGAUAUCCAGAACGAGAAACCCCGCAACCUCAACGCCUCCGCCGACCAAUCACAAUCUAAGCAAGCUGAGACCCUCGGCACCCAAGCAAACAUACAUACCACCAUGGGCGACAUCGAGCUCCGCCUCUUCCCGCAAUCAGCCCCCAAAGCCGUCGAGAACUUCUGCACACAUGCCCGUCGUGGCUACUAUAACAACACGCUCUUCCACCGCGUGAUCAAGAAGUUCAUGAUCCAAGGCGGCGACCCUCUCGGCGAUGGCACAGGUGGAGAGUCUAUCUGGGGAAAAGAGUUCGAGGAUGAAUUCUCGAAGAGCUUGAAGCACGAUCAGCCAUUCACAUUAAGCAUGGCGAACGCGGGCCCAAACACGAAUGGGAGCCAGUUCUUCAUCACGACGGAACGUUGUUCGUGGCUGGAUGGCAAACAUACGAUUUUCGGGCGUGCGGUGGGCGGGUUGGAUGUGGUGAAGAGGAUUGAGAAUGUGAGGGUUUGGAAGGAGAAGCCGGAGGAGGAGAUCAGGAUGUUGAGUAUUGAUAUUAAUUGA
Bacidia gigantensis is the source of this 1899-nucleotide messenger RNA. RefSeq lists its product as uncharacterized. Gene Ontology annotation, molecular function: peptidyl-prolyl cis-trans isomerase activity; protein binding. The record is from RefSeq and is a predicted model, not a curated record. NCBI's taxonomy places the organism in Eukaryota, Fungi, Ascomycota, Lecanoromycetes, Lecanorales, Ramalinaceae. The coding region runs from base 1 to 1899 and encodes 632 amino acids. The transcript is spliced from 2 exons. Gene Ontology annotation, biological process: protein folding; protein peptidyl-prolyl isomerization.